Chionomys nivalis (European snow vole) is the source of this 4825-nucleotide messenger RNA. It is a transcript of the gene Angel2, whose product is annotated as angel homolog 2. Gene Ontology annotation, biological process: 3'-UTR-mediated mRNA stabilization. The record is from RefSeq and is a predicted model, not a curated record. Gene Ontology annotation, molecular function: 3'-5'-RNA exonuclease activity; mRNA 3'-UTR binding. The coding region runs from base 179 to 1813 and encodes 544 amino acids. Lineage: Eukaryota; Metazoa; Chordata; Mammalia; Rodentia; Cricetidae. The transcript has 9 exons.
GGACUUGUCCCAGAAGGCAAAAUGGCGACCCAGCCUACGGCGAGACGCUCCUCCCAGCAUGCCUAGCGGCCGGGCCGGAGACGAGGCAGAGUGAUGGAGAUCCGGCGGGACCCUGCGAGUGGCCGGGGCUGAGGCGCAGCCGCGGGCCUGAUCGUUGGACGCUCGCCCGAGAGCUGAAAUGGAGACGUGGCGCUGUGUGCGGAGGGGCUACGGCCGCUGUGUGGCGGGGCGAGGCCGGUACUCCAUGUUUCCCCAUCCACUGAAGAGUUGGGGUCGAGACUGGAGCACACCGUGGGAGGAUCUGCAGAGGUAUUGCUGGAACAGACACAUUGCCAGUUGUCUGCGGUGGCCUGGACACUACUCACGUGUGCCCUACCCAUACUUGAGCAGCAGGCAUUUCUCACUGAACUGCAGACCACCUCUUCUGGUUGACUCUGGGACUCAGUUUCAGUUCUAUAAUUGGAGACCUGAUCAUCUGCACAACACAUCCUUGUUCCAUCUCUCCAGUUACGUCAUGAGCUCUGACAGAGAUGAGCCCUCAUCCAAACGAAGAAAACGCCAUGGAACAAUAAAAAGGAAUUGGGAGUAUUUAUGUAGCCAUAAUAAAGAAAACAUUAAGGACGGAGAAGACAAGAAUGCCGACUCCACGUGUGAGGACAGUGAAGGAAAGUUCGACUUUUCAGUGAUGUCUUACAAUAUCCUCUCCCAAGACUUACUGGAGGAUAACUCGCACCUCUACAGACACUGCCGGCGUCCAGUGUUACACUGGAGCUUCCGGUUCCCCAAUAUCCUGAAAGAAAUCAAACAUUUUGAUGCCGAUGUGCUUUGUCUGCAGGAAGUUCAAGAAGAUCAUUAUGGAACAGAAAUCAGGCCAAGUCUGGAAUCACUGGGUUAUCACUGUGAAUAUAAGAUGAAGACAGGAAGGAAACCUGAUGGCUGUGCCAUUUGCUUCAAACAUGCCAAAUUUUCACUCCUAUCCGUGAACCCGGUGGAAUUCUGCCGUCGUGACAUUCCUCUGUUGGACAGAGACAACAUUGGAUUAGUGUUACUCCUGCAGCCCAAGAUGCCACGUGCUGCCUCUCCCUCCAUCUGUGUAGCUAACACUCAUCUGCUGUAUAACCCACGGCGAGGUGAUAUUAAGCUGACUCAAUUGGCAAUGCUGCUCGCAGAGAUUUCCAGUGUGGCCCAUCGGAAAGACGGCAGCUUCUGUCCCAUCAUCAUGUGUGGUGACUUUAACUCUGUUCCUGGUUCUCCACUCUAUAGUUUCAUAAAGGAAGGAAAAUUGAAUUAUGAAGGACUUGCAAUUGGAAAGGUAUCUGGCCAGGAACAGUCAUCUCGGGGACAGAGAAUCUUAUCUAUUCCAAUUUGGCCCCCAGACCUGGGCAUCUCCCAGAGCUGUGUAUAUGAGACACAGCAGGUUCCCAGAGCAGGAAAGACUGACAGUGGUCUGACGGAGGCCCCGCUGGAGAAGACAGAGGUCGGAGUGUCGGCUGAAAACGUGUCUUCACAUCUCCAGCACCACUUCAGCUUGUCAUCUGUUUACUCUCACUACCUUCCUGACACUGGACUUCCAGAGGUGACCACCUGCCAUUCCCAGAGCGCCAUAACUGUUGAUUAUAUUUUCUACUCUGCAGAAAAGGAGGACGCUGCUCGGGAUCCAGGAGCUGAAGCUGCUUUGGUUGGUGGCUUGAAACUUCUAGCUAGACUGUCGCUUCUUACAGAGCAAGACCUGUGGACCGUGAACGGGCUUCCCAAUGAACACAACUCCUCAGACCACCUGCCUCUGCUGGCUAAGUUCAGGCUGGAGCUCUGACUCUGUCUUCUCAAAGACUAUGAAGAUACUAUUUGCAUGAUAUUCAUUUUUGUGCUGUGGGGUUCUGAACUUGCUUGAGCAGAUUGGAAGGAACAAGUUUACAACAGCUUUUUAAUGGAAUAUUUUUCUGACAACUGAUGUCUAAACACUUUAUUGUAAAAGAUAGAAAUAACUUUUAAGUCCUGGUGAAGUUAACAGCAUUUUUAUGUUUUUUCAAUUUUUCAAGACAGGGUUUCUCUGUAACUUUGGAGCCUGUCCUGGAACUAGCUCUUGUAGACCAGGCUGGCCUCAAACUCCCAGAGAAUAGCAUUUUUAAAAUGUAGUUCCUCUCCUUGGCCCUCCAGCUAUGAACUUAGUGCUCCUCAGUACAUCCGGUGGACCUCCGGGACUAGCAGAGCUCAGGUGUUGCCUCUCAUGGAGGUCUGGUUUCACUGGGAGAAGUCUGUGCUUGCUGAGAGUUAAUCAGUUCUUAGGAGUCACUGGUCAUUCAGUCACAGGUGUCCAACCACAGUAGCUCCUCCAGAGGCUUGAUGGUGCUCUUGAGUUGUACAACAUGCUGACCCACUUCACUCCAUCCUGAGCUGUGGGAUAUGCCUACACUUUGUAGGGGAAAUACUUGAGAAAUAUAGGUCACUCUCAUAAGAGGGCAAAGCCCUUAGCCAGCAUGGUGGUACGUACCUUACAUCUUAGCAUUUGGGAGGUGGAGGCAGGAUUAACAUUUAAAGCCAACUUUAGCAACAUAGCAAAUUUGAGGCCUGGGCUACAUGAAGCCCUGUCUUAAAAAAACAAAAGCUGGAUUGGUGGUGUCCCACGCUUUUAAUCCCAGCACUCAGGAGGCAGAGGCACGCAAAUCUAGUUCAAGCCCAGCCUGGUCUAUAGACUGCAUUCCAGGACAGCCAGGACUCCACAGAGAAACCUGUAUCCAAGGGAAAAAAAAAAAAAAAAAAGAGGUCCAAGUGCUUUAUCUAAGCCCACUCCUGUCCUGUACAGGGGUUGCCCAAGGAGAGCAGAUGAGCCAGGUACAGCCAUGCACGUGUGUGGUGCUAGCAUCCAGGAGACAGGCAGGAGCACUGCAUGUUCAGGGUUAGUGGGGCUACACAGCAAGACCCUGACUCAAAGAUAGACAAGAAGAUGCCGGGCGGUCGUGGCGCACGCCUUUAAUCCCAGCACUUGGGAGGCAGAGGCAGGUGGAUCUCUGUGAGUUCGAGACCAGCCUGGUCUACAAGAGCUAGUUCCAGGACAGGCUCCAAAACCACAGAGAAACCCUGUCUCGAAAAACCAAAAAAAAAAAAAAAAAAGAUAGACAAGAAGGUGGCAAACCCUGGCUUGUAACUGUGUCCCCCUGUACUUCCCUUUCUGCUUGGUGACAGUAGAAGAUCCUUGGGUCAGGAGUGACAUUUUGUUGACCCAUUUUAUAUAAAUUUUAGAAAAUCAGUCUUUGGAAGGAAGCGGCAGCUCUACUCCUAUUGUUGUUCAUCUCUAGCGUGCAGAAGCCAGAGCGUAGGGAGGCUCAGCUUAGGCCUGGGAGCUUCUGCAGACUAACUCUAGGCCGCAGUGUUGAGCUUUCUGGUGCAGUGGUGCAGCAAUGUGCCAAGGUGCUUACACUGGGUGAAGCCUCACAGCUGGUCUGACAAGGCCCUGUUAGCUCUCCCUGUGCAAGUGUCGGUUAAACCUUUCAAUGUAAGUAGAAAUUCCCUCUGCUUUCUAAGAUAGUAGAAUCAGAUUACAGGCAUUUUUACUAAGUCCUAUAGUGCAGUAAAUUACAAGUGUUUUCUACAGCGAUUUUUAUUAAUAGAAUGUUUUAAAUUAGGCAGUGAGUCUUUGCAAUUUAAAUUUUUAAGUUAUUUAUUACAAUUAUUUUAGUCUACUAGAUGACUGCCUCAGAGGUAUAGAUUGUAAAGACAUGUCCACUGAGAACUGCAGUGACAAAGGGUCUCACCUUGGUUUUCAUGGACAGUAUUAACAUAGUGCCAAGAUGCCCCCAGUUUUCAGUAGUGCUAAGGGUCUGGCUAGAAGAUAUAAUCAUUAUCAGAUUAUAGUGGUAAUUGUCCCUUUUUAAUAUGGGGUUGAGUGAAUUAGUGUAAACAUCAUUGUUGGCAAACUGACAUUCCUGAAAACCUCUGCAAAACGUUUUUAUAUCCUGAUGAAUAUGUUAUGAGUUUAGGCCCAUUUCAUGUACUUCACUUUGAUAUAAUUAACCCAUAAACUGUUAGCUUAUCAGUGUUCAUCUGUGGCCACAGACACUUUUCACAAGCUUUUUGAGCUCCAAUAAAAAUGAUCUAUUUUCUCUACUCUUCUGACAGAAAAGCUGGCAGCUCCUCUGGUGGGCCUUGUGUUUACCUGCCAAGCACAGUCUGAUCUGGCUGACUGCACAAGUCAGAUUUCAGUCUAAAGUAUGUACUAUCCAUGUGUGUGUGCACGAUCUGACCAUAUCUCAGUCUAAAAUGCAUACUAUCCAUGCUUGUACGCAUGUGUGUGUAUGCGCACCGUCUGAUCUGGCUGACUGCACAAGUCAGAGCUCAGUUUCAAGUGUGUACUGUCAUGUGUAUGUGUGUGUGUGUGCGCGCUCGGGCAUCUAGAGACCAGAGGUGAGUCUUGGGUGUUACUCCUCAGGAGCUGUCCACUUUUAAGACAGGGUCUCUCACUGACCUGGAACAUGCCAAAGUAGGGGAAGCUGACUGACCAGCAAGGCCAAGAUCCCCCUGUCUCUGCCUCCCUCAUGUGGGAUUACAUGUGAAUACCUACCUGGCUUCUCAUGUGGUCCUGGGCUCACACUCAGGUCUUCCUCUAACUGAGCCGUCUCCCCAGCCUCCUGCUGGCCAAGAUUUAAAUGCAAAGGGAAACUGUAAAGUGAUGGUAGUCUGGUUCUACUGUACCUUUGCCGUCAAGACAAUAGGAAUGCUCAAGUCCUUUCUACUUUGUAUCUGUAAACUGUAAUAAAUUAUUAUAUUUGCACAUCUCUGCUGGGCUUUGUGGUAACUGCCACCCUGACCUGUCCCGGUACCCAUCACA